Cornus florida is the source of this 2390-nucleotide messenger RNA. RefSeq lists its product as uncharacterized. The transcript has 2 exons. The record is from RefSeq and is a predicted model, not a curated record. Gene Ontology annotation, cellular component: cytoplasm. Bases 73 to 1857 code for a protein of 594 amino acids. Gene Ontology annotation, molecular function: protein binding. Lineage: Eukaryota; Viridiplantae; Streptophyta; Magnoliopsida; Cornales; Cornaceae.
UUUUCAGGGUCGCACACUCCGCAAAUCCACUCUCUCACGGCGAAUCCCAUUUCGUACGUCUCUCUCUCUCCAAUGUCGAAGUCCACGGCGGCGACGACUGUGUCUACGACUGCAAUUAGACCAGACGAAUACAAGCACAGUCCAGUCCACUACUCCGUCGCACUCGGCGAUCACUCAACCCUCUCGAGAAUCGUCUCAACCCUCCCUCGGCUCGCUGAACCCACUCAAAUCCACACCGAGUCGGACUCACUCGCUCAGGAGAGAGUCGCCGACCAGAUCUCCGCCGUGAUCGACCGCCGCGACAACCCCUACAGAGAAACACCGCUACAUCUCGCCGUCCGCCUUAACGACGCCGUCGCCGCCCGUACCCUUGCUGUCGCCGGUGCAGACAUCUCCCUGCAGAAUGCUAUCGGUUGGAAUGCUUUGCAAGAGGCGGUUUGUCGCCGCUGCUCUGAAAUCUCAGUGAUUCUCCUCCAGCACCACCACCUCUCCGCCUGGUCAAAGUGGCGCCGCCGACUCCCUCGCCUCGUCGCUGCUCUUCGCAGAAUGAGAGAUUUCUAUAUGGAGAUUUCGUUUCACUUCGAGAGCUCUAUUGUUCCUUUCGUCGGUAAAAUUGCUCCUUCCGACACGUACAAGAUCUGGAAGCGUGACGGCAAUCUCCGAGCCGAUACUUCGCUAGCCGGCUUCGACGGCUUGAAAAUCCAACGCGCCGAUCAGAGCUUCCUCUUUUUCGGAGAUGGAGAUCCAAGUCAUGAUAUUCCUUCAGGUUCGUUGCUAGUACUCAACCGCGACGAUCGCAAGAUCUUUGAUGCAUUCGAAAACGCCGGAGCUCCGAUGAGCGACGGUGACAUUGCCGGAUUCUGUUCUCAGACCAGCGUUUAUCGCCCAGGGAUGGACGUAACGAAAGCUGAACUCGUCGGAAGAACGAAUUGGAGACGACAAGAGAAGACCGAGAGCGUUGGUGAGUGGAAGGCUAAAGUAUACGAAGUCCACAACGUCAUCUUCAGUUUCCGAUCCCGAAAAAUCGCCGGUGGCGAUAUAGACAUUGCCGGAAGCGAGCAGGUUCUACCGCUAGAGCUCGAGGAGGACGCAGAGGAAGGCUUUCUCGUCGCCGAAAAUCCACAGUUUGCCUUCUCCGAUAGUCGUCGCCGGCACAGCAGCUUCGUUCGCGAGGACAGAGAGCUUUUCUCAAUGUCGUCAAGGAAGAGCGUGGACGUUCCCUCUGUAUCGAUGUCAGAGAGGCGGAGGCCGCCUUUCGCGGCGGCGACGGCGGUGGUGCCACCGCAGACGAAAGAAAAGGAGUACGUGAAGAGUUUGCGUCCGUCAGUGUGGCUAACGGAGCAGUUUCCGUUAAAGACGGAGGAGUUGCUGCCGUUACUUGACAUUUUGGCCAACAAAGUGAAGGCGGUUAGACGGAUGAGGGAGUUACUGACGACGAAGUUUCCUUCGGGGACAUUUCCAGUAAAGGUAGCGAUUCCAGUGGUCCCUACAGUGAGGGUGGUCAUAACAUUCACAAAGUUCGUUGAGCUACCGUCUACAGAGCAAUUCUAUACACCACUCUCGAGUCCUCGAAACUUUGUCCAUGGACAGUCCUCUAAGGAAGAAACUGAGGGGCAUUUUUCAACGGCGUCGUCGGCGUCGGCGUCGGCGUCAUCGUCAUCUUCAUCGUCUUCUUCCAUGGCAUGGUUGAGGCGAAGCAGCACCCAGUCAAGCUCAGCAAGCAAGCACCAACAGAGUAGUCCGGUGGUUCAGCAAUCGGACCCGUUCACUAUACCUAGUGGUUACACAUGGAGUAGUUUUGAUGACAAGAAUCGGAAAAUGAAAAAAUCAAAGUCAACUAGUAGGAAAUUUAAGUGAAAAAGAAAGUGGUUACAAGUUGAAUAUGAUGGAUGGAUGGAUGAGUUUUUGUGUGUGUUGGAUCUGAGCUUGCAAAUUAAUGCAGUUGUAGAUAAACCAUCUAAUUUUCAAUCAUUGUCUCUCUGAAUGGGUUGAGAGAGAUUAUUACUUCAUAUUUUGGAGUAUAAUGUUGUUGCACUAGCUUUUGGCUCUUUGAGCCUAUAUAGUUGCAUAUUUUUUACUUGGGGACUCUUUACUUUGUCUCCGCAAGGACUUAAUCGCUGCACCUUCUAUACUACUUUUAUAUAAUUUCUGUUUAGUUCGCGUUUACCAUUCGUUAAAUCGAGGCAUGUGAGCUUUUGGCGAAAGUGUGACAAACUAACUAUAUACUCCAUGGCUACUGAUAUUUGAUCAGUAUCUUGUUUAUCUGGACCCGGUGAGAUUGUGACAGUUCACUUUACUGUUUGAAUGUGACAACACAAAAUGUUGGUUAUAUACAAUGUACGACUUGAACUGUAGUUUAUUAGUGGAUCUCAAGUUUAUGCGUUGAAUAU